Molecule: messenger RNA, 1171 nt
Organism: Eruca vesicaria subsp. sativa (arugula)
Lineage: Eukaryota; Viridiplantae; Streptophyta; Magnoliopsida; Brassicales; Brassicaceae
Source: the annotation of a GenBank genome assembly
UAAACAAUGGGUUUUCGUUUCACUGCCUAAAAUCUAGCUCAAGCGUCUUAUCGAGGAAGAACACACAAAUUUGUAACGGAAUAACAGCAGAUUAGGCCAUUUGUAGCGACGAGCAUCCGUUUUCCGACAAAGGGUUUAGAUUCAGUUGUCUGAUUUAUCCUUCUUCAGGAAAACGACGAAACCUUGUCGAGAUUUGCCGUUCUCAGACAUAAAGAUUUUCAGAUUUUAGAACAUUGUUUACGAUCAACUCUGGAUCUCGGACUCUGUAGGAACUCUGGAUCUAAAAACCCUCAGUAAAUAUGAAUGAAAUGGACCAGAAAAGUUGUACAAAAUCGACCAUUGUUUGUGAAAGUUCGAGUGGAUCUGUGCCUGAUGUGAAGGGUGAGACCAGUGACGCUGUCUCAAACCAUGUGUUGAGUGAAAAGCAAAAAGAGAAUGAUUCAAGAACGGGGGAAGAUGGUGUUGGAUGCAGUAACGUUUCACCUCAUACUGUUCACGAGGAAGUUGCAAAUAAUGUUACUCACGAGAGUGAUGCUUCAACAAAAGCAAAGGCCAAGGAGUUUCACGUGAUUGAUCUGAGUGGUGGAGGAGAAAGUGAUAAUGGGCAAAGAAUCUGCAGAAUCUGUCAUUUUGGUUCUGAUCAAACGCCGGAUAGAGUUUCCGGAAAGUCAGUAAGUAUAGACUUGAUUGAGAUUGGCUGCAAAUGCAAAAACGAACUCGGCCUUGCCCAUUUUCAUUGCGCUGAAGCUUGGUUCAAGCUAAAAGGAAACAGUGUAUGUGAGAUCUGCGGUUCUUCAGCGUUGAAUGUUCCAGUAAGGUUGACGGAGGAGGAGUGGAGCGAAAUAAGGGAUACUACAGUGGAUGAAGGAAGAAGACGUGGAAGUGGACGAUCUUGCUGCAUCUUCAUGGUCUUUCUGCUUGGUAUCAUUCUUCUUCAUUGGUUUUUCAAGAAGAUGAGUGUUUACUACCAAAGCAAAUUAAAUUAAUUUGUUGGUUAUUAAACAUAUCUGUUGGUAACUUGUACAUCCUAUUCUGACUCUAUAGACUCUAUGGUAACAGAAGGUAUAAUACAAGUUCUUUAGAUCAAACACUGAUUAAGAAUACAAGAGUUUUCUACUCUAACUAGUAGAAGAAAAUCAUUUUCUGAAAUAUGUUUUAUAGAUUCAGCCUU